AUGCUCCAUGACAACUUCCCGACCAAUAUCUUUUCAAUCUCGGAGCUCUCCACGUUUGGAUACACGCGCUAUUCAUACACUUGUUCCACGCGGCAGUUUGCCCGACAACUGAACGCCGGUACUAGGUCAAAGACGGCGUCGAGAUCGCGUACAGCAUCAUCGCACCACAACUCCAACAGCCACCAGCAGCAUCACGACAAUAGUCACAGCGUAGAAGGAACCCAUGAUCAUCAGGAAUCAGAUCCGCUUUUGGCUGCCUACAUCAGUCUGCUGACAGCAAGGGUACCGUGUCACUGGCGAUACUCGGAUCAGAACAUUGAAAACGCAGCAGGAACACAAAAGAAACGAUCGGCCGUCCUAGAACGGGAACUUUGGGUGUUCUGGCUGAACGACCAGUCGCUGUUACAGGAUCAUGGAUUGGAGAGGCUGAAGGAAUGCCAAUCAGGAAUCAUGACAUGGGAUUCAAUCCUGCAGAACAAUACGCCAGCGUUCGCGAGCCCGUCGCAGACGCCGCGGCCGAACAACUCGUCCGCCUCAGCAUCAUCUCCGGAUCUAUUCAACGCGAGCCAGGAAUAUGAGAUCUUUAUUUGCGGACUUCGAAACGUCCUGGAUCGUGGGAUGGUCGCGAAAGGAGGAUAUCGGCUAGGCAACUCAUAUGUCUUUCCAGCCUCGCUUCAACCAAAACUGGAUGGAUCGAUACUCCCCAAUUUCCCAGAGAUGCCAUCAGUAACCAUGCUGUCAUGCACCGUGACAAUGUACUUGUCCUCAAGCAACCUCAUCUUUCAGCCAACUUUUCAGUAUCAUCGUCUUCGAAUGUUGGACGCAACCGACUUGGAUCCACGACAGUCAUCAGAACCAGAGCUACCAGUGAUAUUAAGUCCGCAUGGCACGCCUGCUGUGUUAAAAUUGGGCGAGAUGACAGAGUUUACGGACGAGCAGACGCAAAAAUGCCUCCAAGGAUGGGCAAACCUCUUUGGAACAAAUCAGGACCGUAUCGAUCGGAUGUCGCUGUCUCUGCCACGUCUCGCGGCUGUCAGUAUAGCAUCCGGACAAAGCGAGGUAGUGCUCCAGUACCCUGUUGAGCGGGUGUUUGUGCCUGUGUCCUGCAAGAAUUCGCCUAGUGAUGUUGGCUCGUUAGAUGGCAUCGGAUCGAGGAGCUGCGGUUUCAUUGAGGAUCUGGGUGCAAAGUUCGCGCUGUGGUCGUGGCAAGAAAAGACGAGGAAUGCCAUAACAUCGCCUGCAGUCCCUAAACUUGUUCAGCCAGUAUCGGAACACACGCCUGUCCUGAUAGAGCCGAGGAACAGAUUGAAGGCCGGCUCCUUGGCCUGGCGACAGCAAGACAAUCAAAUUCAGCAGCAGCAGCAGCAACAACAGCAACAACAGCAACAGCAGCAACAACAGCAGACUCAUUUUUUACUACAGCAGCAAGAUGCCCUUUCAAAGCGUGCUUCCAGCGAUACGAACAAGAUUGACUAUUGGUCCUACAUGGAUCCACACGCCUACCUUACCUCGAUCGUGCUCAAUUCGUGUGCCAACGCGGAGCCAAAGGCUGCAGACUCACCUUCUGCAACAGACAGUCAGAUGUCCGUGGUAACGCCUUCGAUAUCCAACAAGUCGUCGAAAUUAAAGACGGGGUUGAACUCCAAAGCAGGCGUAUCAACUGAGGCGGAUGGCUGGAUACGGAAAAAACCAAAGAAGACUACGACAGCUUCACCCAAAUUCAAUAAUCUCAGUUCAGUGGACGCAACGGACUCUAAUCAGGGUUUGUGGAGUAAUGAACUUGGCGCAGGGUCGAUGCAGGCAUCAGAUAUUGAGUCCAGUAUAAACAACACCGCCCAAUUUAAUAGUAACGGAAAUAAUAACAACGGCACUACCAGCAGCGCCCCUGACGACACCAGCAAGGACUUAAAAAGUGAUUCUAUACCAGAGACCCAGAGUACACAUGCAGCUGCUGGCAACACUUCGUAUCAAUUACCAAUUGACCUUCCGACAGACAAUUCUGACAUGAUGUCUGGACUCAUGGACAUGAACUCAAUGAUGGGGCUAUAUGGAGGAGGCUCUGAUGACCUUGGUGACUGGGGUGAAGUUACUAAGGACGAUUUCAGUUUCUUUGACGAGCAACCACAACCUCCCCCUCGUUCGCUACCUAUGCCUACAGCUGCAUUUACCACCCAGCCGACACAAAGCAGUAUACCAAUGACAUCCGCAGAAACGGUAGUGGUCUCGGGAACAUCUUCAGUUAUUGCCUCGACAAACGGGUUGAUGAACGCAUUCACGGACAUUUCACAGAUGAUGACAACUGCAAGCCCGCUGAAUGACGACAGUCUCUUUGCCAAUAUGGAUCUCGACCUUUCAGGAUUCGCUCAGCCGACACCACCUGCAAGUACCAUCUUAUCCUUGGGGACAUCGGACAAGUUGACGGUCGCACAACCCGGGAGUAUUGGCGCAUCGCCAUCUGCAGACCAGUUCAUCGCCAAUCAACUUUCCCAUGACAUUGGUAUGCUGACCCCGACACCCCAAGGAAACGUAUUUGACAGAGAGUCGAGCAGUCAUCCCCAGCAACAGCAAUUAUCAGUGCAACUUCAACUGGCCAUGGCAGAGCAGUCCCUGGUGAAGCGCCCUUCGAUUCUCGUCGAGCGCGUUCAUUCACCCAUGCAAAGCUAUAUACCCUCAUCAUUUUCACCGCUUAAGAUUGUUGGUGACUACUUUGUCGAUGAUUCCAAAUACAAAGCUGGUGGCCGAUUCAUGUACAAGCGGCUCUACAAGCGCAGGAGAUCAUCUAUCCCAGUAACCUACAGUCCAUAUCGUAAAGGAACAAAGAUGCUGCCGUUUUAUCAACCUGGAAAGGACCAGGAGUGGAUUGUUCCGGCUCAAAAGGACAGGCCACGGAAACAAAAAUCCCGCAUGUUCUCGUUGGAUUUCAAAUGGAAUCCGAACAAAAGUGACGAGCCAUCGAAAGGAGGAACGCCGAGCGACAUUGCAGUUGUGAAGCAGGAAGACCAGGGAAGAUCGACUACUCCAGGAGAAAAUAAAUCGGUUAUGGCGACAACAGCCUGGGGCGUAUCCUCAUUAUCGCUACAGCAACAUCAUAAUUCGACAAUCGAGGAGGAGAGUAGUAGCGAUAGUGGCAGCGAUUCGUCAUCUACCUCAUCCGGAGGAGAUAGUGAUGAUGAAGGCUCCAGCACUGCAAGAGCCUCGUUACCAAAGUUCGGGAAGCUGACCAGGAUGUACAAUCAAAAUGUUGAAAGUUACUCCAACAAGGACUCGACAACGCCGUGGACUGUGCGAGGUGUCAACUCUGCUAAAUUUGUGGAGACAAUUUUGGCAGAGUCUUCACAAGGUGGGGUCUGUGGCGCUCUUUUAGGGCUUGAUUCCUCAACGACUAGCUUUGCAAGGAAACCUGCAUCUCCGACCAGGAUCAUGGAACUGAGCUCUGAUCGAAAAUUGACCAAGGUCUGGCCCUCAUCGGACGCUUACCACCAUGAGGCAGAAUACGAUACUCCAUUUACACCUGCCAUUUUGUCUGCUGCCCCACCUGCCCUUGUUGAAGAGCCACUGGCUAUGCAGGAAUCGCUAGCUGAGGAGUAUUUUCUGGAAGCAGUCAAGACAUUAUGUGAGCAGGCGAUCAUGGGCGACUAUCCGUUUGCUGGCUCAAACGAGGUAACUGGUAUCAGCGGUGAAAUCACCGAGGGUGAAAGCUUUCACGUUAUGCUUGCUCGUCGGAAAACAAUGAGCGAGUUUCUACAUAAAGGAGUUGCAACUGUACCAGCAUUGGGAGACGAAUCGUUCAGGAACAUGAUGGAAAUGAAGACCGUCAUAUUCGAGCUCUUUGACCGCUUACGGGGAAACCAGUCGGAAAACAAUAUUGCGCUUCCAGUACCCUCGGAUGCAUCUCAGGACAUGACAAUGAGCAUAACAACCAUCCAUGGACAUCGUCAUCACUCCAGUCAAAGCAAUAUCACACCCCCGGUUGUCAUGAAGGGGCCCUUAACACUCCAUCAAUACUUCUCACUUGCGGAAGCUCAGCAGAUGCCGUCCAAGUACGGCAAAUAUCAGGUCAAGAAGAAGAAACCAGCAGAACCUAACCUUUUGCAACUUCAGCCUCCGGACAUCGUAGUCGGCCAUAAUGAGGAAUGGCUUGAGGCUGCACCAACAAUCCUACGAUUUUGGGAGAAACUAAGUCUGGAGCCUUAUUCGAGCAAGAAGAGCAUUGCCUACUUUGUGGUUUAUCCAGAGGGCGCGGACAUGGAGAACAGUGUCAGUAAGUUUUGGAGGGACCUCGGCGUUGUCUUUGAGACGUCUUUGCUCGGGAAGCAUCAGCCAGGGUCUUUACAGGACUACAAGCCAGGACUCGUGCCGAUCCCCUUGCUGCCAGCUAUGCUAGGCGAGUCGAUGGAGGCUCGACAGGUGCGGAGCUAUCUGGAUGGCUGUCAGCGACUGGGUUCGAUUCUGGGCGGGAUCUCGACGCCGAGAGGUGUGCACACUGUCAUCUACAUGGUGAACCCAUUCUCACACGGAGCCGGCUACUUUGAUCUAUGCCGCUGCUUCUCAAUCAUGAAAACACAGUUCCGCACAGCAGCCAUGGGAUCCCUCUUGACGCCAAUGGAACAACAAAGGGAGCGACUCGUCCUGCAGAUGGUGCCGAUUCAGCAUGUGAUUUAUCCAUCGACUUUCGGAGGAUAUCUGCGCUUUGGAAUGAAGGACAUUGCCUUCACGGUGUACACGAAGUGCAAGUUGUUCCUAGAGCGACCGAUUUACUCUCGAGAAAUGAUGGCGCAGAUCAACUCGUACGCGCCAUCGUUCGCGCUGGCCAAGACAAUACCUACGUCCAUUCAUUUCGAUGUCGACCAAAAACCCAAUUCGGUUCCCAAACCAGCAGCAACUCUUCAUGUUGGCUACGGAUUUAGUCUCGAGGGGCGUUGGCUGGUCUGUGUAUGGACAGAUCAUCGAGGUGAAAUGUUGGAGCAUAUGACGUUGGACUUGGCGGAAUGCAACAACGGCGGUGCGGAUCGGUCACCUGUAAACUGCCUGAAGGAGAUCUGGACACGGACGUUGGUCUAUCAAAAACGCGGGUCGUUCGCGUGGAAGACGGUUGUGUGCAAACUCGGCUUGAUGACGCGUUUGGAACUUCAGGAAUGGACGCGUCUAACCAGCGAUACCAACCAUACGGCUAUUGUUGCGGUCGACAUUGAUUCGCCCCUGCGUAUGUAUCCACACAGUCGUGGUGCUGAAUUCCUGGUCUCAGGACUGACGCCGAAUGCAAGUGGAAUCAGCACACCGGCAGCUAUGGGAACAGGACAGACCCCUCUCGCUGGAAGCUCUUCAAUUAUCUCGACGCCUCUAUCGCAGGCCAUAGGAUCGAAUGCUUCAUCGUCGACGCCAGAUUUUACGACGACUGCGGCGACACCCAUGAGCGGUAGCCAUGCAGGAAUGAAUGCUCUUGGUACGACUGGUCUUGGGAUCGCUGGUGCGGCUGGGACAGCAGGCGGAAACAAUGGAUCACAAGCUGCGGGAUCUGGAGGAUUGGGUGGUAUUGGCGGACUCGCUAGCAGCGAAACUUUGGAGAACAGCGCAGGACAGGUGUACGCCCUAAUUCUGAACCAUCGAAUCCCGCUGAUUGUGCCACGUCAAGAGGCUGGGCUUGUAGGAACAGGCUUUGGAUUUGGCACGAGCGAUGGAAAUUCCAUGUCCAAAGAUGAGCUGAAAGUACGUCCUGAGGGUGGGCAGGAAGAUUCCAAGGAUGAUAUCAACAUGGAUGUCGGGUUCUUGUCUGGGUCGUUGACAAAUUUGGGCCAGGACCAGGACCAGGAUGUAGAUAUGGAGUUCAAGCUGAAGCAAGAGGAGUCUGAUCAGCAGCAGCAGUUGAAAAUGGAGCAGCAAACGGACACGCGGCAGACGGACACACAGCAGGGUGCGUCUUCGUGGUCGAACCGACAGGCUACAGGGAACGACGUGAUUCUUCCGCUAUCGACAGGGUACUUGAUUCAGGUGCCCAUUCAAUCCAACUCUGUGAUGCGCGAGAAGCAUUCUUUAGAAGCCCUUGCUAUCGAAGUCCAUUUGCUCUAUCUUCAGCGUACGCCGACCAUUACAGUUUCAUCUUCGGCGUCAGGAUCGACCCCAGGAACGAACGCCUCAGGCGGAAAUAUCCAACUUUCGAACAUUGGCUCGCUUUCGCCGUACCAGCAGCAGCAGCAUUCUACGGCGUACCAUUUGCAGCGACAUAGCACGGCUGUUGCUAAUCCCUCGGUUCCCGGAUCAGCGUUCAGACCAGCGUCAUUUUCGUCGCCUCAAUUCACAGGAACUUCACCCUUGAUUUCAUCACCAUCGUCAACCUUCAUGGGAGGCCAUGGCCUGAGUCAUCAAAAUCAGAACCCGAAUCAGAGCCAGAGCCAGACUCCAGGCCAGGCGCAGAGUCAGGGUCAGCAGCAGAGUGCUGGUACGGGUCCGACGAUUAAGGCAUCUGUGGCAGCCAACACAACGCGGGAGAUUCUGAAGCAGUUCCAUGCGUUGUCGUAUCUGUCGAUGUCGCCGGUGCAAACUAACUGUUUGCCGCAUCAUUUGGUCUUGGUGGAACGUUUGUCGAGAGUGUUGUUGCUGGUACAGGACUCGUCGUAG
This is a messenger RNA of Gamsiella multidivaricata, 6615 nucleotides long. Its product is annotated as mediator complex subunit 13 C-terminal-domain-containing protein. The transcript is spliced from 9 exons. Gene Ontology annotation, cellular component: mediator complex. Gene Ontology annotation, molecular function: transcription coregulator activity. The coding region runs from base 1 to 6615 and encodes 2204 amino acids. The record is from RefSeq and is a predicted model, not a curated record. Lineage: Eukaryota; Fungi; Mortierellomycota; Mortierellomycetes; Mortierellales; Mortierellaceae. Gene Ontology annotation, biological process: regulation of transcription by RNA polymerase II.